This is a messenger RNA of Prionailurus viverrinus (fishing cat), 5148 nucleotides long. It is a transcript of the gene SHROOM1, whose product is annotated as shroom family member 1. The transcript is spliced from 8 exons. Lineage: Eukaryota; Metazoa; Chordata; Mammalia; Carnivora; Felidae. Gene Ontology annotation, biological process: cell morphogenesis; actin filament bundle assembly. The record is from RefSeq and is a predicted model, not a curated record. Gene Ontology annotation, cellular component: cortical actin cytoskeleton; adherens junction; apical junction complex. The coding region runs from base 457 to 3072 and encodes 871 amino acids. Gene Ontology annotation, molecular function: actin filament binding.
GAGGCUUGUGUCCGGCGGGGGAACGAGUGUCCAACCCCCGGGCCCGGGGCUAAGGCCGGAGAGCGGACCCCACGGGGUGGGGGGCGGGGCGCGGGCGAUCCCGGGGGCAGCGCCGCCACUCCGCGCUCCCGCUCCCGGUGGCCGGACGUGGCACCUCCCCCGCGGCGGCCGGAGCCUGGAGGUGGGGUCGGGAGCCGGAGCCCGGGGCUCUGAUGUCACCGCGCGGCCGCCGGCGCCCAGGAGCGCGUCUCGGGCUGGAGUUCAGGAAAGGCCCCGAAAUGUGCCGGCCCGCGGCCAUCGGCUCUCCCGGCAUCCCCGGGGUCCCGCUAUCGCGCCACACCGCGUGACUCUGCCGCCCCCUGCGGUCGCCAGGCUUGCGCCUCUCUCCCGCCUCGACUCUCCAGAGCUCGAAGCCCCAGGAUCCACGGAGCUGGUCUAAGCACUCACCUGUGAUCCAUGGAGGCCCUGGGGCCUGGGGGCGACCGCGCCUCCCCAGCCUCGUCCACUCGCAGCCUGGACCUGCGGCGGCUGUCCGCGCGCGCCGACUCGGCCUACAGCUCUUUCUCCGCGGCCUCCGGCGCUCCAGAGCCGCGCACGCCAUCGCCUGGAACUGACCUCCUCCCUUAUCUAGACUGGGACUACGUGCGCGUGGUGUGGGGUGGCCCAGCCUCCGCCGCGCCCGCCGCCGGCCUUCGGGCGUCCCCGCAGCCCCGGCCCGCGGCCGCCGCGCGCAGUGGGCUGCGGCUCCCAGAGGUCCAGGGAACGUCGGGGCCGCUCAGCCGGCAGGCCACCCCGCUGCUGUUUGCUCUGGCGGCCGAGGCGGAGGCGGAGGCGCGGGCCGUCGAGCCGCCCAGCCCACCGGCCUCGCGGGCUGCCUACCGCCAGCGGCUGCAGGGCGCGCAACGGCGGGUGCUCCGGGAGACGUCCUUCCAGCGCAAGGAGCUCCGCAUGAGCCUGCCCGCCCGCCUGCGGCCGGCUGCACCCGCGCGGCCCCCCGCGGCGCACCCGCGCUCCGCCUCGCUCAGCCAUCCGGGCGGGGAAGUGGAGCCGGGGCGCUCUGGGGCUCCCGCGCGGGGACCAGUCGGCCGGGGGCGCCUAGCCACCCAGCAGCGGAAGUGGUGCUUCUCUGAGCCAGGGAAGCUGGAUCGCGUGGGUCGAGGCGGUGGAUCUGUGGGGGGAUGUUCGAGUGACGCCUGCUCCAGCUCUGGCUUUGCCGGGCCCGAGCCCCAGGAGCGCAGGGUGCUGGCAGGGUUGGAAGAUCACCAGAUCAGAUGGCUGCCUGAGACGCAGCCUCGAGGCACAGAGGAUCCAGAACCGCGGUCCCUGAAGUUCGGUGACGCCCAUAGGCCUUCCAGACGGAGUCGGAGCGCUUCAGGCGAAGUCUUGGCUCACUGGGGAGGUUCAGGAGGGGUCACGCCCAUUGUUCAGGUGUGGAAGAUAGGCUGCAGGGUUGGGGUAGGGGACAUCUGGGAAAAUGAAAACUUGAGCUACAUUUCAAGCAACUGUUUGCCUUUCCAGGUUGCUCCCCAAGGAGCAGAAACCCCCAGACUGUUGUUUCAGACCAAACUUUCCAGGUUCCUGACUCAGAAGGAAGCUGCAGUGUUGUGUUCUGCCGAGUGCCUCCAGAGCAGUCCUGCAGACCGUGAACAGAGGGUCUCAGAGACAUGCCUUGGGUCUACCCGACUCCCUUCCCUUCCUGAUGAUGAGGUUUUCCUGGAAGACGUCCCCUUGGUCAGAAUGAGAUCACCUCCAGACACCCAUGCGCCCACAGGAAACCCAACCAGUGUCCAUGUCUCUGACCAGCAGUAUGAAACCGGCUUGGGCCAGGGGGUUGACCAAGCUGGAGUCCCCCCAGAGCACCCCCUCCAUGAGCACCCAGAGACUGCAGGGGCAGAUGACAGCUGGUGGAGGAUAAAUGGUUCUGUGAGCAUUUCCAGGACUACAUGCUGUAGCCCCCCUGGGACUGCAAAUGGUGACAUUCCAACCUUCAACCCCACUGGACUGCUGACCAUUGACCCACUUGCAGCUACAGACCCCCUCAAACCUCUUCCAGUUGAUGUCCUGGAACCUCCAGGCAACAGUACCCCAGGUGCUCCUGUCCGUACUGCCCUAGCUUGGGGCACUGGCCAGCCUGUUUCCAGGCCAACAUGGCGCAGUCUGCGCCUUGAGGAGCUGGUUCAGGAGCUGGCCAGACUGGAUCCCUCUAUGAGUGACACACUCACUUCCUGUCCCAGUCCAGAGCCACCCCUGGGUCUGCUAGAUGGGCUGAUUCCUUUAGCUGAGGUCUGGGCUGCGAUGAGGCCAGCCGGUGAGGAGGCUGGAAAGGACGCUGCUGGUACUCCUGAGCCAGGCCAGCUCAGGCCAACUUCUCAGGAGAUGAGGUCUGAAAACCAUACCACCCACCCUGUGCCUGACCAACCCUGUGGUCAGGGUCUCCCUGAUCCAAACAGCAUCGAAGCCAAGAAAAUGGAGCUAGCCAAUCUCCUCCAAAAGAUGCUGCGGGACCUUCAGGCAGAACAGGAGCGGCUGCACCGGGUGGCCCAGGAUUGGGCCAGGCGCGGGGCUGCUCUGGAGGCGGUGGUGGGCCAGACCUGUGCACCCCGCGACCUAGAGCGGUUCAGCAGGUUCAUGGCCGACCUAGAGCGCGUGCUUGGCCUGCUGCUGCUGCUGGGCAGUCGCCUGGCCCGCGUGCGCCGCGCCCUGGCCCGGGAGGGCGCAGACGGCGACCCAGACGAGCAGGCCUCUCUGCUGCAGCGACUCGGUCUCCUGAAACGGCAGCAGGAAGACGCCAAGGAGCUGAAGGAGCACGUGGCGCGGCGCGAGCGGGCCCUGCGGGAGGUGCUGGUGAAGGCCCUGCCCGCGGAGGAGCUGCGCGCCUAUCGCGCCUUGCUGGCGGGCAAGGCCGCCGUUCUGGCCCAGCAGCGCAGCCUAGACGAGCGGGUCCGGCUCCUUCAGGACCAACUGGACGCCGUCAGGAGCGACCUUGGCCGUCGUCCCCUGCCUCCCAGGAUGACCUUGCCCCCAGAGACCCGUUCUCCAGAUAAACCGUCUUUCCCUCUGCCCCUCAUCUAAUUACAGGCAGUGGGGGUGGGGAGCAUUUCUCUGCGCCUCACCGACGUAACUGGGGGUGACGCUUGUUUACUCGGUGCUUUUCCCUUGGGGCGGGGAAGACCCUGACGGGUCUUCCCAGAAUUCUUCUAAGUGUUUUCAUGUGGUCUUACCCAAGUCUUGUGGAUUAUUUGGUAAUUAAUUUAUGGAUUUUUACAACUGCAGUAUUUCCCCUUUUUGUGAUGAGAGACUCAGUCCAGGCUGGUUGGAGGGAGAGGAGACAAAUUAGAGGAGCAUUUAAAUUUAAGAUGAAAAACGGUCUUUUUACUUGUCUUUUCUUUCUUUCUCUUAAUAAUAAUUGAUGUGAGAAAUGUGUGUCACCUGGAGGGAUCUUGUUUACAGACCAUGGACACCAGCCUUGCCUGAGUAGAGCAAAAGAGGGAUUUGUUGGAGGGCAUCAGUCAGGUGUGGGAAUCCCUAGGAAGACUAUACAGGCUUGAAACCGGUCGUGACCAAGGGAAUGCUGGGCCCUCAACUCAGUUGCCACCAGUAAUCCUUCCCAGUUCUGGUGACUGCGUCACGACCACAAAAGCCUAGGCCUGAUUGGCCGAAUCCAGGUCUCUUUUGCUGGGUUUUACCUCAAGUUGAAGGUGAGGCAUGAGGGCCCUGGAAACCUAGAAUGUGGGGGCUGAGGACCUGGAGAGGCAGCUGAGCUUGUAUGCUAGAGAGGCUGGGGUGGGGGUGCCUUGGGGUUGGGAGUGGGAGAAAGGUGCUGGUGUGGAACGAAACAGAGGACACAUACUCCCCUCUAUUUGCGCAUCAGCCCUGUGUACACAGAAUCAAUGUUAAGUUCUCAAAUAUACAUGUGAGAAUGUGCUUUAGUAUUUGCAGCUGCAAACGCCAGGGCUGAGAACAUAGUUCAUGCAAAUGUUCGGUGUAUUUUUGGAAGCUGGGCACACUAAAAGGCAUGUGUAUGUGUAUUUAAAGCCAACUGACCCCAAAGUGAGAAAUCUCUGCUUCUGGGCUUGUUUUCUGAUGCAUAUUGUCACUAAGUGCAACUGGUUGGGAAUUUUAAAUGGUCGUAUUCAUAACAAAGCAUUAGUUAUAACAGUCGGGCUAUUGAGCAUAGAACAAUGCUAACAUUGUGCCUUUUUAUAAAAAACAUAUGGGGCUCCUGCUGAGGCAGUUGUGGGUUCUAACAUUAUGCUUUGCUUCUCUCCUUUGAACACUGUGGGCGGGGCCUCCGCUCCAAAGUCCUCUGCCUAGCAGGGCAGCUCGCUUUGAAAUAGUCUGGAUGAAAUCUACUUAUUUCUGCCUCUUGGCCGGUAGAGUCCCCACUGCAUUCUCCCAUUGUGAUACUCUUAGAAAAACACUUAACAGUCAUCAGGCCAACGGAAAUUGUGUACUUCAGACAAAGCACUUCCAGCCCGGGAUGGGCUUGAGGAGCAGUGCCUGUCAUUGUUCCGUUUAACUGCACUUUGGUUCUGUCUGGGGUUUUCCACGGAGAGUUAUGAGGCUCCUGUGCUUGUCUUUACCAGAUGGAGAGUACGGCCACACCUCCUGCACCCAUCUUUCCGUUUUGCCUCUGUCUUCUUCUUUCUCCCUUUUAUGCCCCUUCCACACCGUUAUUCCCUCAAGGUGCAAGAAGGUGCACUAUACAUGUUCAGCACUGGCACCACAGGCUAAGACUUUUAGCGGUGCUGUGUGAGCGGGCGCCAGAAGGCCGGUGAAUUCGACCCGCCGGGGCGCUGCCAGCAGAGGGCACUGUUCUCUUUGUGAUGAAAGCUACCUGUAUUUCAUAACGCCUCGUCUACAGCUAGGAGGGCUUCUGGGCUAACCACAGGGGCUUUGCCUUCCCUGCUGAGCAGUGCUCGUUAGGCCUGACGGCUGGAUCUGAGCCUUUUUGCUUCUGUCGGAAAGGAAUUCUGGCCAGCCACUGGGCCUUCGUUGGAAAGUUGUUGGUUAAUGAGAAGUGGGGAGCAGGGAAGCCGGGGGUGUUGAUAUCGAGUUAUCAGUAUCAAAAAGAGCCUUACUUAGUCCCCCAGGGUGGAAAAGAGGGUUUCAUGGGUCUCUUUUGGGGGUUCUGCCUCUGUGUCUUUU